AUGUCCAAAAGUGGAGCACCAUUAUCUGAUCAAGCUAAAGAAAGACUUCAGGCCAAAUUAGAUAUGAAGGAAAGGUUGAAACGACAAGAAGAGCGCUUAGUGAGGAGACAGCACCGGAGGGAGGAAAUUCUCGCGAAUAAGGUAGUUUACUUGCUUAGUGCUUGCCCUAAGGGGAUCCCCCUUUUCGCUAUGUAG
Molecule: messenger RNA, 195 nt
Organism: Prunus armeniaca (apricot)
Lineage: Eukaryota; Viridiplantae; Streptophyta; Magnoliopsida; Rosales; Rosaceae
Source: the annotation of a GenBank genome assembly